This is a messenger RNA of Cryphonectria parasitica EP155, 2199 nucleotides long. RefSeq names its product DUF590-domain-containing protein. The coding region runs from base 1 to 2199 and encodes 732 amino acids. Gene Ontology annotation, cellular component: cortical endoplasmic reticulum. NCBI's taxonomy places the organism in Eukaryota, Fungi, Ascomycota, Sordariomycetes, Diaporthales, Cryphonectriaceae. The record is from RefSeq and is a predicted model, not a curated record. Gene Ontology annotation, molecular function: chloride channel activity. The transcript has 6 exons. Gene Ontology annotation, biological process: chloride transmembrane transport.
AUGGCGUCUCUGAGGAGCCUCUAUGGGUCUGACGACCGCCCGGAGCUCAACACUAAUUUCAACGUGGACUAUGUGGUGCACUAUCGGAUUCCUCCUGAAGCAGAAACUGCCAAGGCCGAAGCCGCCUUUGUACAGCUCAUCGAGGCCCUCGCAGGUGUCGGUCUGGCGACAGAGGUCCGACGGGGUGACAACUCAUCCCUGCUAGUAUUCGUCAAGAUUGCAUCUGAAGGCCUGCUUAAGCAGCAAAUCUACAGGUACAGGGUCCAGGACUGGCUGUACGGCGUUCGCACCUCGGCACCAAGUAAAGACCUGACCUCCUAUUUCGAGGAGGAACCUGUGGUUGAGGCCGAGAGGCUCAGGCUGGUCUACCUCCUGAUCACGAAGCCGAAGGCCGAGGGCGGUGCAGGUGUCACGCCCAAGAUUGGCCAAUGGAAAUAUGUCAGCUCUGUAUUCCCCCUGCAUAACCACGUCUUCAACCGGAACUGGAUCAAGCAAUGGAGCACAAAAUACGUACUCGACGAGAAUGACAUCAACGAGAUACGAGACAAGUUCGGCGAGAAGGUUGCCUUCUACUUUGCCUUCUUGCAGUCGUACUUCUCCUUCCUCUUCUUCCCUGCCGCAUUCGGCUUCGGCGCCUGGCUCAUCCUGGGUCAGUUCUCCAUGUUCUAUGCCGUGGUGAACUGCCUCUGGUGUGUCGUCUUCUUCGAGUAUUGGAAGAAGAAGGAGGUGGACCUGGCGGUACAGUGGGGGGUUCGUGGUGUCUCUCGGAUCCAGCAUCGUCGGCCACAGUUCCAGUUUGAACGGGAAACCCAGGACCCCGUCACGGGAGAGGUGAUCAAAGUCUAUUCGCCUUUCAAGCGCCUUCAGCGCCAGCUUCUGCAGCUACCAUUCGCCAUUGCUUGUCUCCUGGUCCUUGGCAGCCUGAUCAUCUCUUGUUUUGCAAUUGAGAUCUUCAUCUCAGAAGUGUACAAUGGCCCGUUCAAGCAGUAUUUGAUUUUCACGCCCACCGUUCUUCUCACGAUUUUUAUGCCGGCGUUGACUGGGGUUCUCACAAACCUCGCUGAGAAGCUCACGGGGCUGGAGAACUACGAGACGCAGGACUCGCAUCAAGCUGCAUUCGUGCAGAAGAUCUUCGUUAUCAACUUCAUUGUGUCAUACCUGCCGCUUUUCCUGACGGCAUUCGUAUACGUGCCCUUCGCCAAGGUGCUGGUGCCGCACCUUGACGUCUUUCAGGUCACCGCCCAGAAAUUCACGAAGAACGGGAAGGUAGAGACGAAAGACUUCCAGAUCGAUCCCGAUCGGCUCAAGAAGCAGAUAAUCUAUUUCACAGUCACGGCCCAGGUCGUCAAUUUCCUCCUAGAGGCUAUUGUACCCAUCGUGAAGCGAAAGGUUUUCAAGGCUGUCAAGGAAGUGCAGGAGGAGAUCACCCAGAAAGAAGGUCAGGAGAAGCGCGCAGAUUCCGAGGAGGAGACAGCAUUUCUGGAACGCGUACGGAACGAAGCCGAGCUGGACGAGUACGACGUGACAGUGGAUUACAGGGAGAUGGUGAUUCAGUUUGGCUACCUGUCGCUAUUCUCGGUAAUCUGGCCUCUGACGGCUUGUUCUUUUCUUGUCAACAACUGGGUCGAGGCUCGUGCAGAUGCGAUGAAGAUUGCUGUGAGCAGCAAGAGACCGAUUCCCUGGAGAUCUGAUUCCAUCGGACCCUGGGUGACCUCGUUGGGCUUUCUCUCCUGGCUGGGGAGCCUGACGAGCGCUGCCAUUGUAUUCAUCUUCAGCAGCGAUCCGUACGGUCCUGAUGGUCAUCCAUCCAACAUCAAGGCGUGGGCCUUGCUUCUGAGCAUCCUCUUUGCAGAACACCUCUACCUGGUUGUCCAGUUUGUUGUUCGGUACAUGAUCGGCAGCAUGGACAGCCCUGGGUUACAAAAGGAGCGAGCCGAGCGUUUUGCCAUGAGGAAGCUGCACCUGCAGGAGACCUUGGGAGAAGAACUCGCCGAGAGUGCAGCUGCGGCAGACUUUACGGGCGGCGAGAAGAUCACGAGGGAAGCACUUGAGGAGGAAGCCCGGCGAGCCUCGGUCUCUGGUCGGACAGCACCAGGGCAGGCGUUCUGGCAACGACAGCGCGGCGCUGUAGAGACUAUUCAGAUCGGGCGAGGGCUCAUCUCCGAGGCGUCUGCGGCGAACAAGACAAAAUCACAGUGA